AGAAAGAAAGAAAGAAAAAAACAUGGGGGCAGGGCAGGAGCUUCCUUGGCUGCUGCUUUUAUACACCCUUCUCCUUCACUGUGUUGUCUCCCAUUUUCCUCUCCUUUCCACUGCCUGUCGAGUGUCGACAACACACACACACACACGCACACGCACUCUCUCUCUCUCUCUCUCUGUGUGUGUGAUGGAGUUGGAGACCCAUUUCGGCGGUGACAAGCCCUCUCCGAAGGCCGCCAGAGCCAGCGCCUCCGUCGACCGCACCCUCCGCCUCAUCCAAUCGGAGGACCCCAAAUCGAGAAUCGAGGCGGCCAAGGAGAUCCGACGCCUCGCCAAGACCUCCCAGAGGUUCCGCCGACACUUCUCCGCCGCCGUCGAGCCGCUCGUCCGUAUGCUCCGGUCAGACUCCGGCGAAGCUCGCGAGGCCGCCCUUCUCGCCCUCCUCAACCUCGCCGUCAAACACGAAUCAAACAAGACUAGUAUUGUGAACGCUGGUGCCCUAGAACCAAUAAUCGGCUUUCUUCAGUCAGAGAGGUCAAAUCUGCAGGACCAUGCUACUGCGUCUCUACUCACAUUAUCUGCUUCCUCUGUCAACAAGCCAAUAAUUGGUGCUUCGGGUGUCAUCCCUCUCCUUGUGGAAAUCCUAAGAAUAGGAAGCUCACAAGCCAAGGCUGAUGCCGUGAUGACACUUUACAACCUAUCAACACAUUCAGACAAUCUUAGCUUAAUUCUCAAGGCAGAACCCGUUCCUCCUCUGGUUGACCUGCUCAAAAACUGUAAAAAGUCUCCAAAAACUGCUGAAAAAUGCACUGCACUUAUAGAGUCUCUAGUAGGUUUCGAUGAGGCCAAAAUUGUAUUGACAUCCGAAGAAGGGGGAGUGCUUGCAGUGGUUGAGGAGCUGGAAAGCGGGUCUCUGCAAAGCCGUGAGCAUGCAGUUGGGACACUUCUGACCAUGUGCCAGAGCGACCGAUGUAAAUACAGGGAGCCUAUUCUUAAAGAAGGCGUGAUCCCUGGUCUUCUUGAGCUCACCGUUCAAGGAACACCCAAAUCUCAGUCGAAAGCACAGACGCUCUUGCAGCUACUGAGAGAAUCUCCUUACCCCAGAUCCGAGCUUCAGCCCGACACAUUAGAGAACAUAGUAAGCAACCUUAUAUCUGAUAUUGAAGUCGAGGAUCAAUCUGGGAAAGCAAAGCAGAUGCUCGCCGAGAUGGUGCAGAUUAGCAUGGAACAGAGCUUGAGACAUUUACAGCAGAGGGCUCUGGUUUGCACCCCAGCUGAUCUGCCUCUUCCUACUUGUGCUGCUGAAGUUCCUUCCAAAUGAUACACGAGUUUGUCUUCCUUUCUCUUUCUUUUUUCAGUUUCCUCCAUCUCCUGUGGUCAUUGAUGAACAAAUUUCACAGGAGCCAGGAGGAAAUAAAUAAGAUGGUGUAGAAUGCCGGUCCAGGCCUUUUCUGCUGGCACCAGGUGACCGGUAUAUGUUAAUAAAUCAGAAAAUGUACGAGGUUGAAAUUC
Messenger RNA from Diospyros lotus (date-plum), 1509 nucleotides. Its product is annotated as U-box domain-containing protein 4-like. The coding region runs from base 23 to 1318 and encodes 431 amino acids. The record is from RefSeq and is a predicted model, not a curated record. NCBI's taxonomy places the organism in Eukaryota, Viridiplantae, Streptophyta, Magnoliopsida, Ericales, Ebenaceae. Gene Ontology annotation, molecular function: protein binding. Gene Ontology annotation, cellular component: nucleus; cytoplasm. The transcript has 2 exons.